Messenger RNA from Effrenium voratum, 189 nucleotides. NCBI's taxonomy places the organism in Eukaryota, Dinophyceae, Suessiales, Symbiodiniaceae. The record is from the annotation of a GenBank genome assembly.
GAGUCGGAGGAACCACAGAUGAUCUUCCCGGAGGAGAUCCCGACCGUCAUGGAAGAGUCUGAGGCGCUCGAGAAGUUCGGGAACUAUUUGGAAGAGGUCUUCUACGAGGCCAACGAGCGCAUCAAAGGCAAAGGCAAGGGCAAGAAAGGCAAAGGCGGCAGGUACGGUUCGAAGAGCUACAAUUUCGAC